Molecule: messenger RNA, 3835 nt
Organism: Erpetoichthys calabaricus (reedfish)
Lineage: Eukaryota; Metazoa; Chordata; Cladistia; Polypteriformes; Polypteridae
Gene: piga
Product: phosphatidylinositol glycan anchor biosynthesis, class A
Exons: 5
Coding region: 752-2248 (498 amino acids)
Biological process (GO): GPI anchor biosynthetic process
Cellular component (GO): glycosylphosphatidylinositol-N-acetylglucosaminyltransferase (GPI-GnT) complex
Molecular function (GO): phosphatidylinositol N-acetylglucosaminyltransferase activity
Source: RefSeq, a predicted model, not a curated record
CGCAGGACAAGCAACCCGGAAGGAGGAGAGCUUUUCGAAUUGAAUGAGCUGUGUCUUGGCAAAUUAUUAGCGUUAAGUAUUACUGUUUUAUUUUAACUUGUCUUCUUGAAAAUCUGUGCGCUGACUUCGGAAACGCGAUUGUUCUGAGAGAUUAUAAGGCGUAGGAUAUUCGAAUUUUUGUUUUACGUUGCCUUUUUAAUUUCGACGUGCUGCCUUAUGCACACUAAAAUCGUAGCUCUGCCAGGGUUGUAUUUUAUGUAUUGAAAAUAAAGCGAAGAGUGCGACCGAAAUUAAUUUGAAAGUUGUUUUUCUUUUAAAAUUAUUUUAAAAUUAUGGACAUUAUACUGUUUCUUCAUAGAACGAUCGAUUGACAACGUACGGCCGAUGAUGUGUAGGUUCAGUAAAAUGCAGCUUACUUGACGGUCGUUUUUGUGCAGUUAGAGAAGUUUAUUCAAAUUAAUGAUACACCCAAAGCUGUCGGGUAAAUCACGGAAAUUUACUAUUGUCUAUGAUAUAUUCAUUGAGCAUUUAUUUACUGCAGAUUAUUAGAAUGUCAAUUAUUAUUAUCAGAAUAUUAACAGACUAUGAGAUUUUGUAUAUGUUUAGUUUAUUUCAGAAUUAUUGCAAUAAUUAAAUAUAUGGCACUGAAGUGCAUACUAAGCACUUUUGAGAACAGGACAUUUUUGUUGGUAUACAAAGAUUUCAUUUUUGGAAUGGCAGAAACUUUGACCAGUUGGAUAUAAUCCACAGUAUGGGUAAGAAGAAGGAAAAAUGUCGGAAGAAAACCCUCCUCCAAAAAACGUUGGAUGGGACUACACCCACUUUAAACAAUUGCAUCUCUCAGAAGCACAAAAUUUGCAUGGUUUCCGAUUUCUUCUACCCAAAUAUGGGAGGAGUAGAAAGCCAUAUUUACCAGCUGUCCCAGUGUUUGAUUGAACGAGGACACAAAGUCAUCAUUGUUACCCAUGCUUACGGUAACAGGAAAGGCAUUCGCUUCCUCACAAAAGGGCUCAAGGUUUACUAUUUGCCUCUGAAGGUCAUGUACAACCAGUCCACUGCAACAACAAUCUUCCACAGCCUACCUCUCCUCAGGUGCAUUUUUGUCCGGGAGUGUAUUACAAUUGUUCAUUCUCAUAGCUCUUUUUCAGUUCUGGCCCAUGAUGCUUUGUUCCACGCCAAGACAAUGGGACUGCACACUGUUUUCACAGACCAUUCACUUUUUGGAUUUGCUGAUGUUAGCUCAGUGCUAACAAAUAAACUUUUGACGGUUUCUCUCUGCGACACCAAUCAUAUUAUCUGUGUGUCCUUUACGAGCAAGGAGAACACAGUCCUGAGAGGUGCACUCAAUCCUGAAAUCGUCUCUGUUAUUCCUAAUGCUGUUGAUCCAACUGACUUCACUCCUGAUCCAUCCAGGCGGGAAGAUGGGAAAAUAACUAUUGUAGUGAUUAGCCGACUUGUGUACAGAAAAGGUAUAGAUUUACUUGCUGGGAUAAUUCCAAAACUUUGCCUAAAACACCCAGAUUUGAAUUUUAUAAUUGGUGGAGAAGGACCUAAACGCCUUGUGAUUGAGGAAGUCAGAGAAAAAUACCAACUUCACGAACGAGUUCGUCUUUUAGGAGCCUUGGAGCACAGAGAAGUGAGAAAUGUUUUGGUGCAGGGCCACAUAUUCCUCAAUACAUCCCUCACAGAGGCUUUUUGCAUGGCAAUUGUGGAAGGCGCAAGCUGUGGAUUGCAGGUUGUUAGUACAAAAGUGGGUGGCAUCCCAGAGGUGCUUCCUGAAGACCUUAUUAUCCUUUGUGAACCCACGGUUAAAUCCUUGUGUGAAGGUCUAGAGAUGGUGAUUGCCAAGGAAAGGGCAGGAAAUCUUCUGUCACCUGCUGCCAUUCACAACAGAGUGAAGACACUGUACACUUGGAGGAAUGUAGCCAAGAGAACAGAAAAGGUUUACGACAGAGUUGCUAAAGAAGUUGUCCUCACUAUUGAUGAACGACUUCACAGACUAAUGUUCAGCUGUGGUCCUGUUGCUGGAUGCAUUUUUGCCUUUCUUGCAGUGCUGGAUUUUCUGCUCUUGUUACUUUUGAAAUGGCUUGUGCCAGAGUCCUAUAUGGACAGAGCUGUAGAUGCCACAGGUCCUCACGGGUUAUGGAGACAGUGGAGCUUGCCAAGAGCAAGUCCAAAUGGUGAACAAAAAUCAAACUACCACUUAAGUCACUCUUCAGUUGAAUUGUUAAAUGAUGCCAGUUGCUGAUUAUAGUAUAAACACUGUGUUAAACAAUUUCAGCUUAGCUUUUUUUUAUACUGUAAAAUGAGUUGUGCAUGUGAUUUUUUUUCUUUUUUUAAUGUAGCCGUCUCUAUACUGUAAAGUAUUAGAAAUAUGUAUGAACAGAUGCAAAUCUAAAUUAUGUACAAAACAUACUUUAUGAAAAGGGCUAAAAAUGUUAUUUUUUAACUUUCUUUUUCAGAAAUAUAUUAACAUAAAUAUAUUAACAUCAUAUGAUUAUUAAUAUAUUAAUUAAAAACAGUUAUAUACAUACUUUCAUAGAUAUCAUUGUUUUUGUUUUGCAUAUUACUUUUUAAAAAGCAAAUGUUUACUUUUAUUGAGUUAUUCUGAAUUUCCAGAAAGAUUAUGUGAAUAUCAGCCAUUUUAAUAAAAGAGUAAAACGUAAGCUUUUUUCAAUUUUCCAAAUUUACAUAGCUAUUAAUCUUUUAGUCCCUUUUAAUAUUCUCACAUUAUAGUAUAUGCAAGCAACUUGUGGGGGAAAAAAACUUUUCCUUCACAUGUUGCAACUAGUUUGUAUUACUCAGCUGUGCAAAGACAUUUGUAAUGUGACCAUGUCCUUAUGUUUUAAUAGUGUAUGUCCUAGCACUCUUGUCUUCCACCAUAGUUGCAGAAAAGGUAGUGUCAGGAAUCUCUAACCGAACUGUUCUUAAAACUAUAAAAAACACAUUAUGUAUUUAAAAUAACUGCAGAAAUCAAAACUAUAUAUGUGUAAAAUUAAUUAUUUGAAUUUUAAACAAUGACUGCAUCUCUGAGGGGAAAGGUUUAUGUAGUUGUUAGUGCAACAUAGUGUUUCGAUAAUUGCAAAUGCCACUAAAGUGAAAAUUGUUUACACUCCAAAGAAAUAUUUUUGUGCUUUAUAAAUGUAAAAUUCUAUAUUGUCUUUUAUACAUUAUUUUGCCAAGUGUUAGUCUUAUAUAUUAUUGCACUGAAUUUGCUGGAUUGAAUGUGUUGUGUUGCACUGAUUUUUGUUCAGUGUUUACCUCAGAUGUAUGAUAAUUAGAAUUUCAUUUUUGCUGUUUAUGUGGUACUGUGCAAAAAUAGUUAACAUUGUGAAAGCGUAGCAGAUUAGUGUGCAACACGUAAAAAUAUUAAAUAAUGAACUAACUUUGGUAGGGUAAAUUGCAAAUUGUUAAUAUUUGACAGAGGAGUAUUGUCCUCGGAACUUGCAAAUGUCUAUUGUCAAAAUUUCACAAUAAUUUGUAGUAUUCAAAAAUGAGCAUGGAUAAAUAAUUGGUUUUAAAACAAAUCAUGCAGCUUCAGUUCUGUUUAUUUUGUGUAAGUCUGUAAAAAAGUUUGCCAAAUUAGUCUUACCAGUUUUUGCCGAUUAUAUCUCAUUUGGUAAAUGAUAUGGUUAAAAAUAUUGACCAUUAAGUGUAUUUUAAAAAUGUUAAUGAUAAAACUGGUUUCUGUAUAAUAAACCUAAUUCUGAGUUUGUAACCAUUCUCAAAAAUGAAUUGAAAAUGAUUCAAGCUGAAGUAUAAAUUUGAGAAUUUGACAAACAUUUUUUUUAUCAAAAUAAAGAACUCAUUGCAACAAAUGUCUUAAUCUGAACAU